Messenger RNA from Pseudogymnoascus verrucosus, 2800 nucleotides. RefSeq lists its product as uncharacterized. Gene Ontology annotation, biological process: mitochondrion organization; protein quality control for misfolded or incompletely synthesized proteins. The record is from RefSeq and is a predicted model, not a curated record. The transcript is spliced from 4 exons. NCBI's taxonomy places the organism in Eukaryota, Fungi, Ascomycota, Leotiomycetes, Thelebolales, Thelebolaceae. Gene Ontology annotation, molecular function: ATP hydrolysis activity; ATP binding; metalloendopeptidase activity. Bases 126 to 2609 code for a protein of 827 amino acids. Gene Ontology annotation, cellular component: mitochondrial inner membrane.
CACCCUCUCAACAAGUCGGCCGGUCACUCCUUGAUCCUACAUCUCUGCGCCGUUUCUUCAAUCCAUUGUUAUAUUUCUUUCCUUUGUUUUCAACUAUAGGGGUUUUCGGAAGGGGACGCACCGUUAUGAUGGCGUUCCAGGCUUCUGCCUUGCCGAGCGUCGCGGCGGCUACGACGGAGCUAUGGCCGUCGAUGGUUAAUGUGAUGGGUGCGCCGUUGCGGAGUGCCGGGUCGAGGACACAGUCUAGGCCUUCGCAGCGGUCGGAAGUACAGCCUCCAGCGGCGACGGUUAUACAACCAUCGAAACCUGUCCUCCCCGAGUGUCUCCAGACCGCCCGCGGCCUGACCUCCUCCCUCAGCGAAUACCGAAAUGCGACCCUCACCCCCUUCACCGCUCGCGACACCCUCUCCCCAAUGCGCCGCGGCACCCUCGCCGCCGCCAACCCCCUCGCCCGCCGUCUCCCCGCCUCAUUCUCCACAUCCAGAUCCAUUACCAGCAUCACCGCCUUCCGCCUCUCCCAGCCACGCACACCCUUCACGCGCAUCCUGAAGCCGCAACAGCGCACCGUCUUCGGCGCCAACACCUCGCGGAACUUGCUCGCGCAUAUGGAGGAGGUGGCGAACAAGAACCCCAAUAGCGCGACGGCGCAGAAUGCGUUUUACCAGGCGCUGCUGCGCGCGAAUAUGGGCGCGAUUGUGGUGGAGAGGUAUCAGAAUGGGCAUUUUGCAUCUAACAAUGCGUGCGAGGCUGCGUAUCAGAAGGCGCUUUCGGGACUUGGUGGUGGAGGCGGCGGUGCGGGGUUUGGUAAUGAAAUGGCAGGGGGGUUUGGGGGGAUGGCGAAUAAUGGCGGGGGCGGGUUGAAUAAUUCGCAGCUCCAGGCUAUUGGACAGGCUGUUGCGGCGUCGUCGAGGGGGGGGAAUGUGGCGGUUUCGAGGGGGAGGGAUGGGGCGGGAAAUGGUGCGAAGGAGAGCCCGCUUUAUGUUGUUGUUGAGGAGACGAUUGGGAGUGUGAUCUUUAAGUGGGUGAAGCUUGCGCUUUACUUCGCGUUGUUCACUUACGUCUGCUUUGCGCUCCUCACGGUGCUGAUUGAGUCGGUGGGGAUAUUCAAGAAGGUCGGCAAUGCGAAGGCGGAUAAUGAGGCCAAGGCUGAGCAUCAGAAAGUCCGCUUCUCUGAUGUUCACGGCUGCGACGAGGCGAAGGAGGAGCUUCAGGAGCUUGUGGAUUUCCUCAAGAACCCCGGAAAAUUCUCGACUCUUGGUGGCAAGCUCCCCAAGGGUGUUCUCCUCGUCGGUCCUCCCGGUACCGGAAAGACCCUCCUCGCUCGCGCAGUAGCCGGCGAGGCAGGCGUCCCCUUCUUCUUCAUGUCCGGCAGCGAAUUCGAUGAGAUCUACGUCGGCGUCGGCGCCAAGCGCGUCCGCGAGCUCUUCGCAGGCGCUAAAGCAAAGUCCCCCGCUAUCAUCUUCAUCGACGAGCUCGACGCCAUAGGCGGCAAGCGCAGCGCCCGCGACGCCUCGUACGCUAAGCAGACGCUCAACCAACUCCUCACCGAACUUGAUGGCUUCGAGCAGAACAGCGGCGUCAUCAUCCUCGCCGCCACCAAUUUCCCUGAGACCCUCGACAAGGCGCUCACGCGCCCGGGUCGCUUCGACCGCAACGUUGUCGUUGGCUUGCCUGAUGUCCGCGGAAGAAUGGCAAUCCUCAAGCACCACAUGACCAACGUCAUCAGCGGCACCGACGUGAACCUCGAGCAGCUCGCCGCAGGAACCCCCGGCUUCUCCGGCGCCGAACUCGAGAACGUCAUCAAUCAAGCCGCCGUGCACGCCAGCAAAGCCAAGGCCCUCGCCGUCUCGAUGAAGGACUUCGAGUGGGCCAAGGAUAAGGUCAUGAUGGGCGCUGAGAAGAGGAGUAUGGUCAUCACGGAUAAGGAGAAGGAGAUGACUGCCUACCAUGAGGCGGGGCACGCGCUGGUGGGCAUGUUCACCAAGGGCGCGAAUCCGUUGCACAAGGUUACGAUCAUGCCGCGUGGACAGAGUCUGGGUAUGACUAUGCAUCUGCCGGAGAUUGAUAAGUAUUCUAAGACUAUGAGCGAGUACCGCGCUCACAUCGAUGUUUGUCUUGGUGGAAAGAUGGCGGAGGAACUCAUCUAUGGCGCUGAUCAGGUUACCAGCGGCGUUUCGGGCGACCUCGAAAGCGCAACCCAAAUCGCCUACGCCAUGGUAACCCAAUUCGGCAUGUCCGACCUCGCCGGCAACGUCGACCUAAACACAAACUACAACCACCUCUCCUCCGAAACCAAACAACUCAUCGAAUCCGAAGUCCGUCGCACAAUCGAAGAAGCGCGCCAACGCGCACACGCCUUACUAGUCGACAAACGCAAGGAGUUGGAUCUUCUUGCCCGCGCGCUGGUGAACUACGAGACCCUGGAUAAGGAGGAGGCGUUCAAGGUUAUUAGGGGAGAGAAGUUGGAGGGGAAACUACUCAUGCCAAGUGGGAGUAUUAAGAGGCCUGAGACGGGAGCGCCGGAGAAACCCCUAGCGCCGAUUCCGGGGAGUAAGGCGGCGGAUGCGCCUACUGAGCCGGAGCCGCCGAAGGGGGGGGUGAUGGCGUGAGUGUGUGGUGAUACCUACUACGUCGUUGUUUGGAUUUUGGCACGGCGGGAAAAGGGUGCUGAUAGUUCCAGACUUUGUGCCUUUAUAGCAACCACGCGGAUGCUAAAGGGGUACAAAGUUUGGAUUAUCGGCACUGUGCGUGCGGGCGGAAGGGGAGAAAGGAAGGGAUCACUGUUGCGGUAUAGCGAGGG